Messenger RNA from Debaryomyces fabryi, 1491 nucleotides. RefSeq names its product aromatic-amino-acid:2-oxoglutarate transaminase (gene ARO9). The transcript has a single exon. Gene Ontology annotation, molecular function: L-2-aminoadipate:2-oxoglutarate transaminase activity; aromatic-amino-acid:2-oxoglutarate transaminase activity; pyridoxal phosphate binding. Lineage: Eukaryota; Fungi; Ascomycota; Pichiomycetes; Serinales; Debaryomycetaceae. Gene Ontology annotation, biological process: L-tyrosine biosynthetic process; aromatic amino acid catabolic process. The record is from RefSeq and is a predicted model, not a curated record. The coding region runs from base 1 to 1491 and encodes 496 amino acids.
AUGUCACAAGAAUCUACCAAAAAAUACAAUAUCGAUCAUUUAAUUUCAAAAAGAGCAAUUAAUAGGCAAUUCAUUCAUUUCAAUUCUGAUAAUUCCAAACGUGCCCCAGAAGGAUUUCUUCCCCAUCCCAGGCCCUUAGGUCUCGCAUAUGGAAGACCAAACCCUCAAUAUUAUCCUAUAAAGAAGAUUACAAUUGCUUUAGAUGAAUAUCCGUUUCAAGAUUCAUUGUUUAGUACAAAAAAACAUGAUGAAGUCUCUUUUGACGUUUUGAGAGUUGCCGAUGAAACCGGUUCUAUUGGACUAAAUGAGGCGUUCCAAUAUGGUGAUCUAAAUGGCCUUCCAGCUUUUGCAAAGUUUGUUAAGCAAUUUGUAGAGCAGAUCCAUCGGCCGUCUUAUGACAAUUGGCUCACUAUAGGGACUAGCGGUGCUAGUGAUGGUAUGAAUAAGGCAGCUGAUGCAAUCAUCGAUUCUGGGGAUAUAGUUUUACUAGAAGAAUUCACUUUUACUCCGUUUGUUAAUAGCGUUCUCAAUGCAGGAGGAAUUAUAGUUCCUACUAAGCUUAACUUGAGCAGCACAGAUGCGAAAUUUGAUGUCGCCUACUUAAGUAACCUAUUAAACAACUGGGAUAAUUUGAAGCCGGAACAUAAGAAAAACAAACCAAAAGCAUUAUACAUUAUACCUACUUGCCAAAAUCCAACAGGCAUAACACAUUCAAUUGAGCAGAGAAAGAAAAUAUACGAAUUGGCAUCAGUUCAUGACUUUGUUAUUAUAGAAGAUGAUCCGUAUGGGUAUUUAGCAUUGCCUCCUUUUUCCAAACCGAACAUUCUAGAAAUACAAAGGGAAAAUAUAUCCGUUGACGAAUUCCUUAACAAUCAAUUGAUUCCUUCCUAUUUGCGUUUCGAUACCGAAGGUAGAGUAAUUCGUUUAGAAACAUUCUCAAAGGUAUUUUCUCCCGGCUUGCGGUUAGGUUUUAUAGUAGCCCAUGAAAAUAUUAUUAAAGUAAUUAAAAGAAAUGCUGCAAUCGGAACCAGGUCUCCAUCAGGACCUUCCCAAUUGAUAUUGAUGAACGUUAUAAACCAAAAAUUAGGGGGAUUACAAGGAUGGUUAGAAUGGAUUUUAAAAGUGAGACUAGCGUAUGUCCAUAGGAGAAAUGUUCUUAUAAACUCAUUGACAGAACUGAGGGCUUAUCAAAAUGGCUAUUUUGGAAUUUUAAGUUCUGAAGCUGGAAUGUUUGCCUCUAUAAUUAUCAACUUUCCACAAGGGAUUAACAAAAUCGAUAAACUAGAGUUGCUUAAUUACAAAUUACUUCAGCAUGGGGUUACAGUUGUUCUUGGCAACAAACUAGCGGUUGAUGUAGAAUUUAGUAAAGAAAGUGCUAAUUUUCUUAGAUUAUCUUAUGCAGAACUAGAUAAUGAUGCCGAAUUGGAAGAAGCAGGGAAGAGACUUACAACAGCAAUAGAAGAAUUUUUUAGAAAGGAUUUCAACUAUUAA